CUCAUCUCUUACUAGUCAUCUCAAACGCAAGAAAGCCCGUGUGAAAAAUAAAAUAAAAACCAUCUAGUUCCUGAACGCUCAAUUGACAAUGGGCGAGUUUCAAGCAACUUCAGACCGCUUCCUGGCGUGGUUCAAAUCCGUUGGCGGCCAGUUUCGUGAAGAACUUUUACAGAUUGUUGACUCCCGGCAUCGUGGAGCUGGUCGUGGCAUCGUCGCUACCAAGGAUAUCCCCCAAGAGACUGCCCUGUUUACCAUCCCCAGGCACGCCAUUAUCAAUGUCUUGACCUCCGAGCUCCCAAAGAAGCUUCCCGGGGUCUUCAGCAGCUCCGCGAACGACGAUGCCGGGGAUGAAGACGAGGACAUGGACGGUUCCGAUGCACCGGACUCUUGGGGAUCACUCAUCCUCGUCAUGCUGUACGAGUACCUGCAAGGGGAUACCUCCCGUUGGAAGCCUUACUUCGACGUUCUGCCCGAUCAGUUCGACACGCCCAUCUUCUGGUCCGACGCCGAACUCAAAGAGCUCGAAGGCACUUCGUUGACCCCCGAGAAGAUUGGGAAGCAAGAAAGCGAUGCCAUGCUUCGCUCCAAGAUCCUCCCCGUCGUCUUACAGAACGCGUCCGUUUUUUAUCCUGAAGGGGCUGCCCAUCUUGGCGAGGACGAGCUUCUUCGACUGGCCCAUCGGAUGGGGAGCACCAUCAUGGCAUACGCCUUUGACUUGGACAACGACGAUGCGCCUGAAGAUGAGGACGAAGAUGGCUGGGUUGAGGACCGAGAGGGUCAGACUAUGCUGGGCAUGGUUCCGAUGGCGGAUACCCUGAAUGCCAAUGCCGAGUUCAAUGCGCAUGUAAACCACGGCGAAGCCCUCGAAGUCACGGCCAUUCGUUCCACUAUCCAAGCUGGCUCGGAGAUUCUCAACUAUUAUGGCCCCCUCCCAACUUCAGAGCUUCUACGGCGAUACGGCUACGUCACUCCCCAACAUCAGCGCUACGAUAUCGUCGACAUCCCCUGGAGUUUAGUCCGUACGAUCCUCCGGGACCACCUCGGUCUUUCCCAUGACGUCUGGAACAAACUUCAAUCUCAAAUGGACGAGGACGAGAUCGAGGACUCCUUCAUCAUCGAACGAGACUCUGGCGACCCCGACUCAGAAGGCCGCCUAACCGAGACCCCCGUGCUUCGCGAAAUCUCCUCCGAACUCGACGAACAGAUCAAGUCCUUCCUCAAAGCCCUGAAGAAGCUGGACGCCAGCCGUAUCCCCGACAAGCGCAAGAGAGACGACAUCCGCAACGCCGUCGUCGCGAAAGUUCUGGAUGCCAGGCUCGCGCAGUACCCCACCACGGCUCAAAACGACGAAGCUCUCCUGGCCAGGGAUGAUCUCCCCCACCGACACCGCAUGGCCGUCCACGUUCGGCUUGGCGAGAAGAAGCUGCUGCAGGAGGCCAUUGACCUGCUGCAAUCCCAGGCGCAGGGUGGUCUUCACUCCGAGAAUGAUCACGAGCCGUCCUCUAAGAGGCCGAGAAACUAGGGAGUGAUUCGAUUUGUUUGUAGUAACAGCGUCUUUCUCCAUGGUAAAGCCGGUGUCGCUGUUUAUCACAUCUGCGUCUCCCUUUCUAGCACCCCCUGAGUCUGUCUUGUGUGCUUUAAUUCAUGGUAGUAACCAUCCAAGAAGCUCACUUCCAAGCGUUGUUCGUAUCCUAAUGUCAUCAUGCCUUUUUCAGUCCGC
This is a messenger RNA of Sodiomyces alkalinus F11, 1720 nucleotides long. Its product is annotated as SET domain-containing protein RMS1. Gene Ontology annotation, biological process: peptidyl-lysine monomethylation. Gene Ontology annotation, cellular component: nucleus. Bases 89 to 1522 code for a protein of 477 amino acids. Gene Ontology annotation, molecular function: protein-lysine N-methyltransferase activity; protein binding. The transcript has 4 exons. The record is from RefSeq and is a predicted model, not a curated record. Lineage: Eukaryota; Fungi; Ascomycota; Sordariomycetes; Glomerellales; Plectosphaerellaceae.